This is a messenger RNA of Penicillium nucicola, 537 nucleotides long. RefSeq lists its product as uncharacterized. The record is from RefSeq and is a predicted model, not a curated record. The transcript has 2 exons. Lineage: Eukaryota; Fungi; Ascomycota; Eurotiomycetes; Eurotiales; Aspergillaceae. Bases 1 to 537 code for a protein of 178 amino acids.
AUGGCUCGUCGAACACCAUAUUCUCGACCUCAGGCUCCCAGCAUUGGCUUCAGGGGCUCUAUGGGCUCCACCUAUGUUCAACCCUCGCGCUUGUCUGCCACCGUCCACCGAAAAUCAAUGCCGAACUCUUCACAAGCGACAUUUACGGCGCAGAAUCCACCAAUAACGCAAAGCUCAGAGGAGACGGAAUCUCCGUCCGACCAGUCUACGGCAGCGUCUACUACCCAGCACCGUCCAGGCAAUUGCAAGAAAACCAAAGAGAAAAAGAAAAAGAGACGACGGAAGCUGGCGCAACAGCGUCAGGUAGAGCAUACGCAGCUUCAACUUGAGAAUCAGGACCUGCGUGAGCAAUUAAGGCAGCAGGGGCAAUCUCGCCGACGUGACAAGGAGAGCAUGCAAAAGUUCUUACACGACUGUCAUGCUGAGGCUGCUACUAUUAUUAAAGCAGUGAACAUUCUGCUCCCCGGUUGCGCAGCACAUCCCAGAAGUGUACCAAAACCUGUAAGGUACGAGCAUCAAUUCGCGCAUGGCGGAUGA